Strigops habroptila (Kakapo) is the source of this 5314-nucleotide messenger RNA. RefSeq names its product O-GlcNAcase (gene OGA). The record is from RefSeq and is a predicted model, not a curated record. Gene Ontology annotation, molecular function: beta-N-acetylglucosaminidase activity. Lineage: Eukaryota; Metazoa; Chordata; Aves; Psittaciformes; Psittacidae. The coding region runs from base 438 to 3173 and encodes 911 amino acids. The transcript has 16 exons. Gene Ontology annotation, biological process: glycoprotein metabolic process.
GUUCCGCGCAUGCGCGGUGAGCGCCGCCUCCCCUCCCUCACCGACGCCCGCCCGAUCCCUGAGGUAACUCCCUCUCCUCAGUCCGUUGUUCCCGCUCCAGCGGAGAGGAACCGGCAGCGCGGCGGGUCGGGGGUGCUCCGUUAGGCCGCGGAGGCUCCGUAUCGUUCCUGCCCGCGGCGGUACAAGCUCCCCCCUCCCCGCCCAGUCCCUGCAGCGGUCCCUCUGCGCAACUCGCAGCGGGGUGGCUGCGGGCAGGGCGGUGCGGACCGGUUGCGGCCGGUUCCCUGCGCAGGCGCAGGGCCCCGUAAACAGGAAGCGGCGGCGGCCCGCAGCGGCGGAGACAAAGGGGUUGCGGAGAGGGGAAAGGAGAGGAUCGGGUUGGCUCGGCUCAGCUCGGCCCGGCCCAGCGAGCGGGGGUCCUGGCGGCGGGCGGCAGGAUGGUGCAGAAGGAGGGGCAGACGGCGCUGGAGGAGCCCCAAGGCAGCCCUAACCCAGCCGGCGUGCCCGGCGCUCCCUUAGAGCCGCCGGGCGCCGCCGCAGGGCCGGUCCCGGGGGGCGAAGAGACCGACACCGAGACGGAGACCGCGCUUGGCUCCCGCCGCUUCCUCUGCGGCGUCGUGGAAGGAUUUUAUGGAAGACCUUGGGUUAUGGAGCAGAGGAAAGAACUUUUUAGAAGACUUCAGAAGUGGGGGCUAAAUACAUACCUGUAUGCUCCAAAGGAUGACUAUAAGCACAGGAUGUUCUGGCGAGAAAUGUACUCUGUGGAGGAAGCGGAGCAGCUAAUGACUCUAAUAUCAGCUGCACGAGAACAUGAAAUAGAGUUCAUUUAUGCAAUCUCUCCUGGACUUGACAUCACUUUCUCUAAUCCUAAAGAGGUAUCCACAUUGAAACGCAAGCUGGACCAGGUUUCCCAGUUUGGCUGCAGAUCUUUUGCACUGCUGUUUGAUGAUAUUGAUCACAACAUGUGUGCAGCAGACAAAGAAGUUUUCAGUUCUUUUGCUCAUGCUCAAGUCUCGAUCACAAAUGAAAUUUAUCAAUAUCUAGGAGAACCAGACACAUUCCUUUUCUGUCCUACAGAAUACUGUGGAACUUUCUGUUACCCAAAUGUUGCCCAGUCACCAUAUUUACGGACUGUAGGAGAAAAGCUGCUCCCUGGCAUUGAGGUGUUGUGGACAGGUCCGAAAGUUGUAUCCAAAGACAUUCCAGUAGAGUCCAUUGAAGAAGUUUCUAAGAUCAUCAGGAGAGCACCAGUUAUCUGGGAUAACAUUCAUGCUAAUGACUAUGAUCAAAAGAGGCUUUUUCUGGGGCCUUACAAAGGUCGGUCAACUGAGCUUAUACCUCGACUAAAGGGAGUUCUGACCAAUCCAAACUGUGAAUUUGAAGCCAAUUAUGUUGCUAUUCACACGCUUGCAACCUGGUACAAGUCUAACAUGAAUGGAGUGAGAAAAGAUGUGGUGAUGACUGAUACUGAAGACAGUACAGUUUCUAUCCAGAUUAAACUGGAAAACGAGGGGAGCGAUGAAGACAUUGAAACAGAUGUUCUCUACAGCCCACAAAUGGCCCUGAAGUUGGCCUUAACGGAAUGGUUGCAGGAAUUUGGGGUACCUCAGCAGUACAGCAGUAGGCAAGUGGCCCACAGUGGUGCUAAAACUGCUGUAGGAGAUGUAGGGCCUCUGGUGGCACCAUCCUCUUUAAAUGCAGCAACUGUGGUUACCACAGUUUACCAAGAACCUAUCAUGAGUCAGGGGGCAGCGCUGAGCAGCGAGUCGCCGGCCUUGGUAAAGGAGGAAGAGAAGAAGCAAUCUGAUGAGGAACCUAUGGACACGGUGGUGGAAAAACAGGAUGACACAGACAAGAAUGCUAAUCAGCUACUGACAGAUAUUGCCGAAGCCAAGAUGUCAGAGGAGUUGAAGCCAAUGGAUACGGAUAAGGAGAGCAUAGCUGAAUCAAAGUCCCCAGAGAUGUCCAUGCAGGAAGACUCUGGUAGUGACAUUGCCCCUAUGCAGACUGAUGAGCAAAUUAACAAAGAACAGUUUGUGCCUGGGCCAAAUGAAAAGCCUCUCUACACAGUAGAACCAGUGACAUUAGAGGACUUGCAGCUUCUUGCUGACUUGUUUUACCUUCCUUACGAACAUGGGCCCAAAGGUGCACAGAUGCUGAGAGAAUUCCAGUGGCUCAGAGCAAAUAGCAGUGUUGUCAGUGUUAAUUGCAAAGGAAAAGAUGCUGAAAAAAUAGAAGAAUGGCGUAACCGAGCAGCCAAGUUUGAAGAGAUGUGCAGCUUGGUGAUGGGGAUGUUCACUCGCCUCUCCAAUUGUGCCAACAGGACAAUCCUUUAUGAUAUGUACUCCUACGUCUGGGAUAUCAAGAGUAUUAUGUCAAUGGUGAAAUCUUUUGUGCAGUGGUUAGGGUGUCGUAGUCAAUCUUCAGCACAGUUCUUAAGUGGAGACCAAGAACCCUGGGCCUUUAGAGGUGGUCUAGCAGGAGAGUUCCAGCGUUUGCUGCCUAUUGAUGGGGCAAAUGACCUCUUUUUUCAACCACCUCCAUUAACACCCACUUCCAAAGUGUACACCAUACGACCCUACUUCCCUAAAGAUGAGGCAUCUGUAUAUAAAAUCUGCAGAGAAAUGUAUGCUGAUGGAGCUGAUCAACCCUUCCAUAGUUUACCGGAUUUAAUUGGAGACAAGUUAGUAGGAGGUCUGCUCACCCUCAGCCUGGAUUACUGCUUUGUCUUAGAAGAUGAGGAUGGCAUAUGUGGCUAUGCUUUGGGAACAGUUGAUGUCACUCCUUUCAUUAAAAAAUGCAAAAUGUCUUGGAUCCCUUUCAUGCAAGAAAAAUAUACUAAACCAAAUAGUGACAAGGAGCUGUCUGAGGCAGAGAAAAUAAUGCUAAGUUUCCAUGAAGAGCAAGAAGUAUUGCCAGAAUCGUUCCUUGCCAACUUCCCAUCAUUGAUAAAGAUUGAUAUCCACAAAAAAGUGACAGAUCCAAGUGUGGCUAAAAGUAUGAUGGCCUGCCUGCUCUCUUCUCUAAAGGCUAAUGGCUCUCGUGGGGCUUUUUGUGAAGUGAGACCAGAUGAUAAAAGAAUCCUGGAAUUCUACAGCAAGCUGGGUUGUUUUGAAAUUGCUAAAAUGGAAGGAUUUCCAAAGGAUGUUGUUAUCCUUGGAAGAAGCCUGUGAAGUGCUUGACAGUGCACUGUUCCAGUACUGUAGUCCCUUAAACAGCUGGGCAGGUAGUGGUGGGGAUCUUCAUAUGGUCUAGCUGCACAAAGCCAGGAAUAAGCCAGCUUGGUAGAAGGGGCUAUGCGAAAAUCACCCAUCACACAUUCAGACUGUAAGUUGUUGGAAGGGGAUAAUGCUGCUGAAAACACUGUUUUAACAAAGAAACCUUGUCCUCUUCUGGUCCUGUGUGAAGUGCCAAGGAAUCUUGCAUGGGCUAUAGCUUCUUGGAGGAAUCCCUCUCAGUCGGUCCUGUGGUUGAUGACACUUCUCUGCACUCACAUGUCGACAGAAAAGUGGUCUCUGGCAGAAGUACCUGUAAAGGUGCAGCUUGUUUCUCUGUCAUAGAGCGGGAUGUGCAGCUGGAAGUUGCACGAAGGGGAGGGAUUGCCUGUGUCAAUCAGCAAAUUUAAAGAUAAGUAGCUACAGUUCUAUUUUUGACUAUCUUUAUGCUUGUUGAUAAAGCAAUGACCCGUUGUCACUUCUAAUGACCAUUGGUUCAAGCUUUGUGCUUUGUUAGGGACAAAUGUGCAGUGGUCUGUGGCAGAAGUCACUUAAUGACAACACUGUAAACUUCAGUGUAUAUAAACUUAGCCGUAUGCUGACUAACUUUUUGUUUACCGGUUUUUGUAACUUUUUCUUUUGAAAAGCGAAAUGGUAUAGGUCCAAGAUGGCACUUUUGAAUAACCUAAAACCACAAUGGAGAAUGAAUCUGUCCUCGGCACUGACCUUUCUUACUGUGCCUCGUGUCCAGGGCUAGGGACUGACCAUCUUGGCUAAGGGGAGCGGGUCCCGAAUGAUCCUUCCUUCAGACAGCAGUUUGUCACUGUGUGAGGUUAUCAUUCUCUUGGGACUGAAACAGCAAUUCACGAGGGGGGUUGGUAACAUUCACAUGGGAUUGUGGUGAAAGACGGUGAGAGAGGGAGAGCUGGCCCACAGCUGAGACUUGUCCUUGGAACAGUCACCACGUUUCAAAGCCUGUUCGUACCAGUUGGAUUAAAUCAGGGUCUUUAAGUCCUGCACAUUUGUAUCAAAUAACUUUUCUAUAAGAAAUGCCACAAUAAGCACAUUUUUACACAUUAUUUAAAUGGUUACCUACUUUUAAAUGUUCCAAGAGUUUAAUGUUUUUACCCAGGACUGACAUGUUUGGUUAUGGGAUGGAAUCAGCGUGGUAUGGAAUCUGGUAGUGAGGUAGUUGCAUCAUUUAUGAAACUGGUAUUUCACACAAGUUCCAGUGGCCCAGAUGUGCAAUUGGCCAGUGGUAUGCAGCUUGCAGUACCUUGCUUCUUUCACCUGCUGCCAUCAGCUGUCUUUUUCUUCCUUUUUAAUUUUCCUGGGGUUUUUUUCAGUGGUGCACAAAGGAAGUUCAGUUCUUUUUACGAGCCUCCAGCUGCAUAGAAGUUACACAACCUAUAAUGAAUGGCAUUAAGACUGCAGUAAUGUUGUCUGCGACCUGUGAGGAGAUACUGUGUUUGGCCUUCUGGUGCAGUCUCAUACAAGAUGGUUUUGGUUUUUUUCAGUUGGUUGUUGUUUUUUUUUUCUCCUUUGCAGAAUGUGAACUUUUUUUUUUAAUGCGGUAGCGAAGUAUUUAAGUUGAAACAAGGUCAUUUCAUUUUUUAGAGAGAGGUACGGGGUUGUGCUAUGGGAUUUCAUGUAAGUCAGAGCUGAAUGCCACUAGUUUUUAUACAGCUUUGAGUGCAUGUUGAGUAGCUGACACCUUGGUUUAUCAGGAGGGAGAGUUUUGUUUCUUCAUGGAUAUCAGAGUCAACUUACUUUAUCUGGAUGCAUAACAUUACAGCAUAGGAUGCUUGUGGCCUUAUUUCUUGGCUUUUAAGGAGUUGCCACAUUUUCUCUUCCUAUGACUUUGUUAUUAUUAUAGAAGUUAAUUGUAUAAGCCUACGGAAUGUCAGGCCAAUACCAUCAUUCUAGGAUUGUAAAGUGAUAUGUUGACAUAUCUUUCAUGGUUAUGAAUUUUCAUUAAGGUUGGAAUGCCACUUUCAUUAAUCUGUUUUUAGAUCAACAGUAUCUGUAGCAGAAAAAAACGACCUGUAAAACUGUAUUUGAAGACCAUGCGAGAAAUAGAAUAAAAAUUGAGAAGUGAA